CUCCGGCUGCCCUGCCCUGGAAAGCUUGUUGCUCAGGACUAGUUUUGACAUCCGCAGUCUCAGGAUCAACUCCCCUAUCCUUAAAAGUAUAGGGGUUCAUUCCAGGUUUGUAGAACUCAUCGUUCAGGAUGCCCCUUCACUUGAAAGGUUGCUCUGUCUGAGAAUGGAUAUGAGAAUGCGAGUGUCAGUAAUCUCCGCACCUAGACUGGUGACCUUGGGUUACAUUUCUCAGAAUUCACAGGACUCCAAAAUCAUGUUUGGCUCCACUGUUAUUCAGAGAUUGCACGUUGUUAGCCUGACAACGGUGGUGCGUACUGUCAAGAUCUUGGCCGUCCAUAUGAAUUUUAAUCUGGAUAUGGUUAUUGACUUGAUGAAAUGCUUUGUAUGCUUGGAGAAGUUGUAUAUGAAGAUUCAGACAGAUUCACCAGCAGGAGCAAAUUUCUGGCGUCAUAAACACCGGAAUUUUCUCACAUCUCAGGACAUCCGUUUGAAGACCUUAGUGCUGGGACAUUACCGAGGCAUCCAGGCACAAGUUAACUUUGUCACAUUCUUUAUACUGAAUGCGAAACUGCUAGAGUCCAUCCGACUUGAGGUUGAUUCCAGAGAUUACAAUGACGGAUUUUUCGCAGAACAGUGUAGGAUGCUUCAGAUGGAGAACAGGAUUUCUAGAGGUGCUCAGCUCUGUGUUACACAGGUUCUCACAAUGAUGUUUCGAGCACCGUUGACCUCAAUGAUUUGGAUUUGGCUGAUCCGUUCGCAUGUAGAUGUUGAGAGUGGGCCUGGCUCCUGGUUGAGUUAUUCUUGCGUGUCUCAUUUGGUGUUUUUGCCCAAGCUUGGUUAGUUUUCUCAUACUUGUAGUCUUUCUAACCUUGUGUUAUCCCUUAACUUUAUGUUAUUUAAAUACUAAAAGAAAACAGGACCAAACGACGAUGGCCAGAGUCAGCUAUAUUAUGAAGAUAUCAUCUGGGGGUGCUCAUUUUGAUUGUCCACUGGUACACCUCCCAAACUGUUUCAUUUGCAUCGAAGAUUGUACAGUACCUUCUCAAUGUCUGUUGCGAGCUAGCUUCGAGUUGCAUUCUUAUAUCCAAGAAGAAGGCUCUGAAAGUAUCUAUCAGAGUUUGCAUAAAGGAAUAUUUCUGUUGUUCUUUCCACUGUCCGACUAGGGUGUUUUGAACCAUGUUGUUUGAUUAACAAGGUAAAUUUUAUAAAGGCAUGUACAAUGUUGAAAA
Molecule: messenger RNA, 1229 nt
Organism: Aegilops tauschii subsp. strangulata
Lineage: Eukaryota; Viridiplantae; Streptophyta; Magnoliopsida; Poales; Poaceae
Source: RefSeq, a predicted model, not a curated record